ACGUUUUCUGUAAAUCUUUCAGUUGCUUUGAGAUUCUGAAGUUUGGCAAUGUCUUGGCUCGCUCGCGCUGCGCAGAUCUUCUUCUUCUUCGUGUUUUGCCUUGUACACCAGGGCAGGACUUUGCAGGCCAGUCUCCCUAAUGUCAUCAUAGGAGACCCGAAUUCGGGAAAAUAUGACAUCCUGGGCCCCCCCAUAUCCGAGAAGGAGCUGGAAGAGACCUUGAGCCUCAACAUUACUGCAGAGGACUUCGACUCCAAGGGGGACCUGAUCUCCACCUCGGGAUUCUACCAGGGGGACAUCAUGGUCGAGGAUGAGGAUCACCUCAUCCAGAUAGUCAACGGUCGUAGUAAUGGUCGUUUGCAAUCAUCAGUACGUAGUGCCAUCAGUAAUCCGCAAAGGGCUUGGCCGGGAGGAUCGAUUCCUUACGUCAUAUCCUCCUCUUUCUCAAGCCAGGAGAGGGCGCUGAUAGCCAGGGCAAUGGCCGAGUAUCACCAGAAGACCUGCAUCCGCUUUGUGCCGAGAUCGUCGCACCGCGAUUACAUCCACAUCUUACGAGGGCGAGGGUGCUCCAGUUCAGUUGGACGAAAUGGCGGCUUGCAGGUCGUAUCUCUGGGCGACGGCUGCAUUCAUUUCGGUAUCAUCAUCCACGAGUUCAUGCACACAGCCGGUUUCUGGCACGAGCACUCUCGUUCCGACAGAGACAAUUACGUCACUAUCCACUGGGCUAAUAUUCUCCCUGGUCUCCAACAUAAUUUUGAUAAGAACUCCGACGCCCAUACAACCAACUUAGGCCUACCUUACGACUACGAGUCCAUCAUGCACUACAGUCCGUACGCUUUCACCAGGACCUACGGAUCCCCAACCAUUGUUCUCAAGAGAUCAGGAGUCACCAUCGGACAGCGAAGUGGGUUUUCUCAGCUGGAUGUACAAAGCCUCAACUUGCUGUACACGUGUUCUGGUGUCAAACCAACCCCUGGUCCAGAACCAAAGCCAGAAGGAUGGACAGACUACAGCUUAUCUCGGUACUUAUCCGCGGUGGCCUAG
Messenger RNA from Macrobrachium nipponense, 1044 nucleotides. Its product is annotated as hatching enzyme 1.2-like. Bases 49 to 1044 code for a protein of 331 amino acids. Gene Ontology annotation, biological process: proteolysis. The record is from RefSeq and is a predicted model, not a curated record. Gene Ontology annotation, molecular function: zinc ion binding; metalloendopeptidase activity. Lineage: Eukaryota; Metazoa; Arthropoda; Malacostraca; Decapoda; Palaemonidae. The transcript is spliced from 7 exons.